GACCAAUCCAAUUGAACCGGAUAAUUAGACCGACUUUUGAACACCGGUUCUCGAGAAGCAGCAGCAAGGACAACUACAGGAAGCACGACGCUCCUCCACCAUUGAAACCCUUCGGCGAUCCAAGCUCGACUCCCCGCCGCCGCUACCACAUCACGCCGGGAAAUCGUCAACUUCGCGUUCCCCAUGGCAAAUAGGCACACCAUAAUUCUGAUGCAGGCCUCUCAUAAUAGAGCAUCCAGAACUUUUAUGGAUUUCGGGUCUAUUACUCAGGCCAUGGAGGGCAUUUGUGGACUAUAUGAAAGAAAGCUUAAAGAAAUCAAUCCAGCUUUGAGAAACCUCAGCUAUGACAUUGCGGAUCUCUACAAUUUUAUUGAUGGCCUUGCAGACUUGAGCGCAUUAGUCUACGAUCACACAAUUCAGGCUUAUCUACCCUACGACAGGCAGUGGAUCAAGCAGAAGACAUUUCAACACCUCAAGAAGUUGGCACAUUGAGUGCGGACGUACUCUGCUGCAUCGUUUGUCUACUGGUGAUAUUAUUUUUUAUGCAAUCUGCUAUAGGUUCAACUUCUUAGCAACGAGUUUCCAAAGUGUACAUUGAGUGUAUAAUUCUCUGCACUUCGCCACAAACUAAAAAAAGUUGCGUUCUUAGCGUUCGAGAAUUGUAUUCCUACCAAUGCUUUCCCUGACUGUAAAACCCUGGCUGUGACCUCUCAAUGUGCAUAUAGAAUUGAUUUAGACACAUUUGGCAGUUCCCCUCUGCAGAUGUUGCUGUCAUUGUAUUUGUGAUGAUGCUGUGUUGCUAGUUAUGACCUAAUAGAUGCUUGCUAUUUUCUCUCGAGACGGCCGAAAGAAGUACCACGCAGGUGCAGGACAUCUCCCUGUCAUUAUAGCAAUCUAGGUCCUUGCGUGCCAGGUUGCCGCACAAAGGGCACGAAUGGUGGGUAGCAACAUCGACAACCCACAUCGUUUCCCUUUGUUCAGGACAACCGGAAAACUACGACCUCCACGAUAGAGGCGCGAUGCAGCGAGGAUUGUAGGGGUCGACACAACGAGAGGCAUUCAGAUGGUCACAUGACCAUUUUGUUGCUCGAGUUAAUGUUUGUGAAAAUGCUCAAAAAACUUAUAUCAACAAGUGAAAUUCUUGACUGAGGUCCUCUUUGACGUACGAGGAGAAGU
Messenger RNA from Linum tenue, 1176 nucleotides. The record is from the annotation of a GenBank genome assembly. NCBI's taxonomy places the organism in Eukaryota, Viridiplantae, Streptophyta, Magnoliopsida, Malpighiales, Linaceae.